UUAUUCAGUCUUGAGCAAGCGUGGUGGGCGUCAAAGCGGGGAAGUCUCAGCCUAAUGCCUUUCCAACUGUACUAUCCACACGACUCUUCCAUGACCACCAUAUACAAAUCAUAUAUGCCACGGAGGUACCUCGGGAAUGCGCCUUAUAAAUUGCAUAACUUAUGAGCUCGAGGAGUUCAUUGGCAACAAUACCCCAAAAUACGCCAUCUUAUCUCAUACGUGGGGUCAUGAAGAAGUCCUAUUCUCAGAUUUGCCUUUGCGCCAGCCUUCAACCACAGCAAAGUCUGGAUACCAGAAGAUCCAAUUCACCUGCGGCCAAGCGAUACGCGAUGGAUUGGCUUAUGCAUGGGUAGAUACAUGCUGUAUCGACAAAACAUCAAGCGCGGAGCUUUCAGAAGCUAUCAAUUCCAUGUUCUAUUGGUACUCAAAUUCCACCAAUUGUUACGCUUUCUUGGAGGACGUUUUGGCCGAUGAAUUUGAGAGAGAUCUCCCAGAAAGCCGAUGGUUCACCCGCGGCUGGACAUUACAAGAGCUGAUCGCGCCUACCAAGGUGUUCUUCUACGACAAAUCUUGGAUGCAGUUUGGAGAUAGACACACCCUUUCGCAAACGAUCUUUGAUAUUACGAGAAUCGAUCUAGCAGUACUUCGCUACGGUCUAGUAAACAGAAGGCAUGGGUACAUGGCGUCGGAUAAGGCAAUAUCGCUCGAUACCCUCUGCAUAGCACGAAAGAUGUCAUGGGCAUCUAGUCGAAUUACAAGUCGCCCGGAGGACGUCGCGUACUGUCUGCUGGGGAUAUUUGACAUCAAUAUGCCACUCUUGUAUGGAGAAGGCGAGCGCGCUUUUGUACGCCUGCAAGAAGAGAUAAUGAAAAGGAGCGACAGCGAUGACUCAAUUUUGGCCUGGGGAUUGAAUAGCGAGACAAUUCUCUCUUCUUCGCAGGAAAUCAUGCCCGUCCUCGAUGGAGCAUCAGGGGGAGUACCACUGGAGUCGCAGGAGCUACUAGCGAGGUCACCAAAAGCGUUCGAGAACUGCAGGGAUCUGACAUUAUCACUUUCCUCAGAUGUAUCUUUUUCCCUUACAAAUACUGGAAUCAACUUGCAAAUUCUGACGGUUUACAUGGAAGUACCGGAAGGCAGAUCAAAGCAUGGACAUUGUCUUAUUGGGCUUCUUAGCUGCUCGCCAGGUGUUGCCAUGCGCUCUCACGUCCUUGGCAUCAUCCUACAUCCUGUCCGCAGUGAUGACGAACAACAGCCCAUACGGACUGUGUACAGAGGUGCAGCCCUGAGUCUGAGCGAUUAUAAGGUCUCGCAGACGGUAUUCAUGAGUACUAGAGAUGCUAUCAGACGUACUGAGAGUAACAUCACUAUUGUCCGAAUGAAUCGGCAGUUUGGCCCGUUCGAUGAGUCAUAUGUCAUCAAUAACUCCAAAAACUUCUUUGAAAAAUUGGGUUGGCGCCUCGCCGAUGUAACAGGAUGGUCUCUCGUCCGAUAUUUCAACAAACCCGACCACGUACCAAGAGAACCAAAAGAUUGGGACCCAACAACAAUGACUUACACACGUCUCGCUAAAGAGAGCCCACUUGACAUGUUGUCUUUGGAGUUCUCGACCCAGGAUGGGUCAUCCCCGUCAUCGUACACACUAGAUAUCAACGUGGAAAGUCCGAAUGUACGCCCUGAGGCAAGAUCCGAAGCUGUCUUCGAGUGUAAAGAUGGGAGCUAUGUUCAACUUACCGUUAAUUGGAUUGACGAAGGCACGAUACACCAAUGGAGAGUGUUCAGCAUCAACAUCGGUAUCGUGGACGUGUUCUAAAUAGUGCUGACAUCGCUAUGCGCGACGACAAAAGGGAAGCGUCUACUGGAGGCGCAUGAAUGUAGCCAUAUUACACCUACGCCUGAUAUCUUCUUGGGUGGAGUUUAUCUUGUAAUGUUGAAAUUGCUAGGAGAGAUAAAUCUAGCAGCUGAGUGCCGCAGCAAAAGCAACGGCCAAGACAGCCGUGACACUUGCAGCGAUUGUCCCCGCCGCACCCGUCUCUUUAGGUACUUCGGCUCCAGAUGUACCCGAC
This is a messenger RNA of Alternaria rosae, 2063 nucleotides long. Its product is annotated as heterokaryon incompatibility protein-domain-containing protein. The record is from RefSeq and is a predicted model, not a curated record. NCBI's taxonomy places the organism in Eukaryota, Fungi, Ascomycota, Dothideomycetes, Pleosporales, Pleosporaceae. The coding region runs from base 137 to 1810 and encodes 557 amino acids. The transcript has a single exon.